AUGCCAAUGAUAGUGACACCCGUUGUGGAGACAACAAGGCUGGCUACCUGUGGCCAAAUGAUGUCUAAAAGACAUGGCACUCAGCGAUUAAAUCGCCUAAACAUUGGAGUCGCACAAAUGGCAACAGAAUCCAACGUCAUCAUUGCCGAUGCUGAGUGGUGUUGA
Molecule: messenger RNA, 165 nt
Organism: Echinococcus granulosus
Lineage: Eukaryota; Metazoa; Platyhelminthes; Cestoda; Cyclophyllidea; Taeniidae
Exons: 2
Coding region: 1-165 (54 amino acids)
Source: RefSeq, a predicted model, not a curated record